Boeremia exigua is the source of this 1023-nucleotide messenger RNA. RefSeq lists its product as uncharacterized. The coding region runs from base 1 to 1023 and encodes 340 amino acids. The record is from RefSeq and is a predicted model, not a curated record. Gene Ontology annotation, molecular function: ubiquitin protein ligase activity. NCBI's taxonomy places the organism in Eukaryota, Fungi, Ascomycota, Dothideomycetes, Pleosporales, Didymellaceae. The transcript has a single exon. Gene Ontology annotation, biological process: protein ubiquitination.
AUGUUGCUCCCGUUGACCUGCGCCUUUUAUCGCGAAUCGCUCCCUGCACCUGCCGACACUGGGAUCGCCUUUGCGCUCCUGUUUCGGUUCGCCGCCGCGCUGCCUGCUUUCAUUUACCAAUGCCCGACUAAUACCGAAGUCAAUGCCUUCUAUGCCAACGAUGUCACGGCAUUCAGCCAGCAGCUCGCCACCCUAUUCCAGUUCACAGCGAAGCCUCCCAUAUUCGUGCUUUAUGAGCUCAGCAACCUUGUCGUCGAGACACUUGGCGAGCGCUUCCCCUUCCUGGAUGAUGAAAGCGCGCAAACAGAACGACUAUUACUACUAACCCGCAACUUACCAAACAACGCGAAACUGGAGCUCCUACAACAAGACACAUGGCAGACCACACUAAUAUGCCUAAACAUCCUAAUCGACACCCACCUGCCACUCUUCCGUGCCCGCUGGUCAGACGCAGCCUUCAACUCGUUCGCGACCAGCUUCUCACACACCCUGACAUGCAGCGCCACCCUCACGCCCCCGCUCCUCCCCACCCCCGACCUCAAUCCCCUCGAUUGCAUGGACUACUUUCUCUUCGACGUGGCCCCCACCGCCACCGGCCGCGCCGCCCCCACCGCCUCCACCCUCGACUACGACUCGGACUCCUCUGACGACUCGGACAUCUUCCUCCCCACCGGCCCCCGCAUCCCGCUCUCCGCUUUCUGCCUCCCCAUCCCCGCUCACUCCCCCCUCAUGGCCGACGCGUGCGCCAUCUGCGCCGCGCCCGUGGCCACGCUGCCGCCCGGCGACGAGGCCGCGGUCACCGCCUGCGGCCACGCUUUCCACGCUGAGUGUCUGGCGUCGUGGGUCAAUGACGCGGCGGCCGCGAACUCAAAUACGUGUCCGGCGUGUCGUGCGGUGAUGUGCAAGGCUAGGGAAAGGGUGCUGGUGCAUCGGUUUGAGGAGGCGGACGAGCGGGAGAUAGAGUUGUUGCGGUAUGUGAGGGAGGCGCAGGGAUGGGAGCUGGGGGUUGGGAGAAGUCGUUAA